CACUCAGAUCCAUCCUGGGGACCAGUGCAGGAGCGGUCCUCGCAGCACCCAGCUUCUGCCCAGGCUCCCGCUUCUUCUUUGCCGCUGGGCCUCGGCCCAGGAGCCACGACGGGCGACACGGAGCCGCCAGUGCUGGAGGGGGAGCCGUGGGUGCGGGGCAGCGUGGGGGCAGAGGCCCCGGGACGCCCGCCCGGCCCCAGGCCCCGCUCCGCCCGGGCGCCCCAACGGGUGCCCCCCCCUUCCUGGUCCGAGCAGUGUGAGUGUGCCCGGGAGCCCGGCGGUGGCAGCGGCGGCGGCGUGGAAACCGGCGUGGGCUGGGGGGUCCGAGCCGCGGGGGGCAGUGCCAUGCACAAGCACCAGCUCUGCUGUAAGUGCCCCGAGUGCUACGAGGUGACCCGCCUGGCCGCCCUGCGGCGCCUCGAGCCUCCCAGCUACGGGGACUGGCAAGUACCCGACCCCUACGGGCCAGGUGGGGGCAAUGGAGCCAGUGCCGGUUAUGGGGGCUACAGCUCGCAGACCCUGCCCUCGCAAGCGGGGGCCACCCCCACCCCCCGCACCAAGGCCAAGCUCAUCCCCACCGGCCGGGAUGUGGGACCAGUGCCCCCUAAGCCAGUCCCGGGCAAAAGCACCCCCAAACUCAACGGCAGCGGCCCCAGCUGGUGGCCGGAGUGCACCUGUACAGGCCGGGAUUGGUAUGAGCAGGUGAAUGGCAGCGAUGGCAUGUUCAAGUAUGAGGAGAUAGUCCUUGAGCGGGGAAAUUCUGGCCUGGGCUUCAGCAUUGCAGGUGGCAUCGACAACCCCCAUGUCCCCGAUGACCCUGGAAUCUUUAUUACCAAGAUUAUCCCUGGUGGAGCAGCUGCCAUGGAUGGGAGGCUGGGGGUGAAUGACUGUGUGCUGCGGGUGAAUGAAGUGGACGUGUCAGAGGUGGUGCACAGCCGGGCCGUGGAGGCACUGAAGGAGGCUGGCCCUGUGGUGCGGUUGGUGGUACGGAGGCGACAGCCUCCACCAGAGACCAUCAUGGAGGUCAAUCUGCUCAAAGGGCCCAAAGGCCUCGGUUUCAGCAUUGCUGGGGGGAUUGGCAACCAGCACAUCCCAGGAGACAAUAGCAUCUACAUCACCAAGAUCAUCGAAGGGGGUGCUGCUCAGAAGGAUGGACGCCUACAGAUCGGGGAUCGGCUGCUGGCGGUGAACAACACCAAUCUGCAGGAUGUGAGGCAUGAGGAAGCUGUGGCCUCACUGAAGAACACGUCUGAUAUGGUCUAUCUGAAGGUGGCCAAGCCAGGCAGCCUCCACCUCAACGACAUGUACGCACCCCCCGACUAUGCCAGCACUUUUACUGCCUUGGCUGACAACCACAUAAGCCAUAACUCCAGCCUGGGUUAUCUUGGGGCUGUGGAGAGCAAGGUCAGCUACCCUGCUCCUCCUCAGGUUCCGCCCGCCCGCUACUCUCCUAUCCCUAGGCACAUGCUGGCUGAAGAGGACUUCACCAGGGAGCCCCGCAAGAUCAUCCUGCACAAGGGCUCCACAGGCCUGGGCUUCAACAUCGUUGGGGGUGAGGAUGGAGAGGGCAUUUUUGUCUCCUUCAUCCUGGCAGGAGGCCCAGCUGACCUGAGUGGGGAGCUGCGCAGGGGAGACCGGAUCUUAUCGGUCAAUGGUGUGAACCUGAGGAAUGCAACUCACGAGCAGGCUGCAGCUGCUCUGAAACGGGCUGGCCAGUCAGUCACCAUUGUGGCCCAGUACAGACCUGAAGAGUACAGUCGCUUUGAAUCGAAGAUCCAUGACUUGCGAGAACAGAUGAUGAACAGCAGCAUGAGCUCUGGGUCUGGGUCCCUGCGAACAAGUGAGAAGAGGUCCUUGUAUGUGAGAGCCUUGUUUGAUUAUGACCGGACUCGGGACAGCUGCCUGCCAAGCCAAGGCCUCAGCUUCUCCUAUGGUGACAUUCUACACGUCAUUAAUGCAUCUGAUGAUGAGUGGUGGCAGGCGAGACUGGUGACCCCACAUGGAGAAAGUGAGCAAAUCGGUGUGAUCCCCAGUAAGAAGAGGGUGGAAAAGAAAGAAAGGGCUCGACUGAAAACCGUGAAGUUUCAUGCCAGGACGGGGAUGAUUGAAUCUAACAGGUCGAUCAAAACGAAACGUAAAAAGAGUUUCCGCCUCUCUCGAAAGUUUCCAUUUUACAAGAGCAAAGAAAACAUGGCCCAGGAGAGCAGCGGACAGGAACAAGGACAGGAGGAUGCUAUUCUGUCAUAUGAGCCAGUGACACGGCAAGAAAUUCACUAUGCAAGGCCUGUCAUCAUCCUGGGCCCCAUGAAGGACAGAGUCAACGAUGACCUAAUUUCGGAAUUUCCACAUAAAUUUGGAUCCUGUGUACCACAUACUACCCGGCCUCGGCGUGAUAAUGAGGUGGAUGGGCAAGACUACCACUUUGUGGUCUCCCGAGAACAGAUGGAGAAGGAUAUUCAGGACAACAAGUUCAUUGAGGCAGGCCAGUUCAACGACAAUCUCUAUGGGACCAGCAUCCAGUCAGUGAGGGCAGUUGCGGAGAGGGGCAAGCACUGCAUAUUAGAUGUUUCUGGCAAUGCUAUCAAGAGGCUGCAGCAGUCGCAACUUUACCCCAUUGCCAUUUUCAUCAAGCCCAAGUCCAUUGAAGCACUUAUGGAAAUGAACCGAAGGCAGACAUAUGAACAAGCAAAUAAGAUCUAUGACAAAGCCAUGAAACUGGAGCAGGAGUUUGGAGAAUACUUCACAGCCAUUGUACAGGGUGACUCACUGGAAGAGAUUUAUAACAAAAUCAAACAAAUCAUUGAGGACCAGUCUGGGCACUACAUUUGGGUCCCAUCCCCUGAAAAACUCUGAAGAAUCCCCUCCAACCAUUCUCUUGUGAGCAGAAGAAAUCAAGUCCCUCUUCCCUCCUCCCUCUUCAUUCCUGUCCCCACGGGGAGAACAAAUGACUACUGUUCUUGUCCCCUUUUUUAGAUAUGUCCAAAAAUUAAGUUUUCUAGUCCUGUUCUGUUUUUUUAAAUUUUUGUUUUGUUUCAGUUUAAUUUUGGGAUGAUGCCAUCUCACUCAUCAUGUGACUGUGCCCAUGCCUGCAUGAACCUUUCCCAAGCACUAGCACAGGUGCAAAUCCAUCAGAGUCAUUGUUUUCAUAAAAACCAAGCAGAAGAGAAGAGAGGAGGACUGAUGGAAAGACAGACUGGACGGCUGCGCGGCUUGUGAAGUGAGCCCUUCACACCACAUGAGGAGAGGCUCCCGGGCUUUGCUACGAUCUGUAUGUGGCCUUGCGGCUCAGGACGGCGCGGUGUCAUGGCGACAGAAAGUAUCUUAUUUAUAUAUAGAUAUAUAUAUGUAAUUUAUAUAAAAUAUAUAGAAAUUAUUAUAUAUAUAUAUUAUACUCUCUCAUAUAAUAUAUAUAUAUAUUCACACGCAUUUGGACUAGAAAAUCUAUGGAGACUUCAUCAAUGGUACUGUGUUAUUAGAGAAAUGCUUUAAUUUUCAUAUUCUAAUCAGAUGGCAUCUUAUAUCCCAACUGGUUGGGGAGGAAGUGAAAGUGGUAGUAAGUGCUGGACUGAGGGCACCCACAUUGGUCAUUCCCUUGAGAGCUAGGCUUUUCUCUAGGAGGGAUCAGCCAGAGGACAGUGAGAAAGGGCUUUUGCCCAGGGGUCAGAUGCUUGGAGCCGUGACCCAAGAGCUGAUGCUGCCCUCAGGGCAAGUCAGGCCCGCAUGUGGGGAGCCAGAGAAUGGCUAACGGUGCUCCUGCCAUAUUAAAUUGCUGAUUGUUUUAUGCCACCUGAUGUGUCUGCAUGAGAGGUUUCCUUUUUGUUCAUUUUUAAGCUGCUGUUAAACCAAAACCAUGUUGUGCUACUGUGUCAGCCUUUUCAUUCUUCCAAAUUUUACUUUUAAUAUUUAAGUGAAUGCGUAGAAUCCAAUUUGACUGUGUUCUAAAGGCUCAUAAUGUUCUGGAAGAGCCGGACCUCGUGAUAGACUACGUGACCCAGGUUGGGCCGUCCCAUCAGCAGAAGGGGGAGCAGGUGAGAACUUGACAGGAGCCGGGGCUCCUAUUGUGUCCCUUCACUCACCUGCCAGGGACGUGCUGGGCUCAGCUGAGGCCCUGUCAUGGGGCCCGCUGGCAGGGAUGGGGAGUCACUUGCUGUCCAGCCCUGUGCUGGGACAGUGGGAGAGCCCUGAGCUUGGCCAGCCGCGUGAUGAAAAGUUUGAUUUGGGUUUUUUCCACAGCUGCUUCAUAUGCCCUACCUACCCCACCCCCUCAGUAAAAGCUGGUAGCUUAUUGUUUCUUCAAGAAAGUAGACUUUUAAUGCUGUCAGUUUGAGCUAUAGAGCUAAGAUUCACUUACUGUUGAGAUGUGAAGCUUUGUUGCUUUUUCCCAGAGUCAUACGGCGGUGAUUGUGGUCAAGGGGCUUUUUUUCUCUGACCACAGAUGCAGGCAGCAGGUAUGGCUCAGGCCCCAUGCCACCCUCCUGUGCUCCUUUGAAGCCACCAUACCUCCCUCAGCUCCACACUGGAGGCACAACACAGGGGAGGAGAGAGUGGAUACGCUCAGCCCUAGGGUUGAGCCUGUUGUUUCGUAGCCCGCUAUGUCACAACCACUGCAAACGACACAUGUUGAAGAUGCUUUGAGUGCUACCAUCCAAACUUAGGCAAUCUGUUAACAGUUCUCCUACCAGCACGACUAGGCUAAGUGUAAAGUCUGGGGCCCAGAGUGUGGGUGAAGAAAGGGUGGCAGCUUUCCCUGGGCAGUGCACUGGAUUGAAGGCAGGAGGGGUGAAGUGGUGGCCGAUGAUGACUCUGGUGAGGAGGGGGUAAGCUGGGAAUGUUGUUGAUUUCUCUGAUGUGAAGUGAUGUAGUCUGAAUGAUGCUCAACCCUCUACCCCUCCCAGGGAAGAAAAGCAGAGAUUCAAAGCAAGCAUGACACUAGUUGGUUGACCAGUGUUCCUUCCAAGGAGACAUAUAUUUUUUAAUAAAUGAUAGUUGCGAUGAA
Messenger RNA from Bubalus bubalis (water buffalo), 4996 nucleotides. RefSeq names its product discs large MAGUK scaffold protein 3 (gene DLG3). NCBI's taxonomy places the organism in Eukaryota, Metazoa, Chordata, Mammalia, Artiodactyla, Bovidae. The coding region runs from base 346 to 2853 and encodes 835 amino acids. Gene Ontology annotation, cellular component: neuromuscular junction; neuron projection; postsynaptic density membrane. The record is from RefSeq and is a predicted model, not a curated record. The transcript has 19 exons. Gene Ontology annotation, molecular function: kinase binding. Gene Ontology annotation, biological process: chemical synaptic transmission.